AUGGGGAAAUCCUCCACUUCACUCAAAAAGAAACAUUCCAAAACUUCAUCUAAGUCAAAAGCAAGCAGUAGAAGUAAGAAUAGGAAAUAUAAAUCAAAGAAGGUUCGCCGCCAUGACGUUUCUCUUUCUAGCUCAGACUAUGAUGAUUCAAAAAAUAUCGAUACAUCGAUGUCUUCUAGUUCUGAAGAUAGGUCUAAAAGAAAAAGGGACCGGUCUCGCACAAGAAAAGAUGUGAAAAGUCGUAAGAAGAGGUCUCGGAGACGUUCAUGCAGCAGUGACAGCAGUGAGGACUCUCUCUUUGCCAGGAAGAGAAAAAAGGUGAAGAGGAAAAACAAGUAUGACGAGACAAAGGAGAAAUCCCGUAGGAAGAAAAAGGUUAAGACAGAAGCGAGUGUUAGUUUGGUGAGCAGUGGGUCACGAAGCUGCUCAAUAUGUCCGGGUGGGGUUGACAGCAAUGAUAAUGUUGAACAUGAGCGCUCCAGGGAAAGAACAGAAAGAAAGGAAAAAGACAAAAGACGGUCGAGGGGAAGAAGUGGAAGUGCAAAGAGUAGUAGAUAUAGGGCUAGGAGUUGUUCACCUUGCAGUAGUCCCCACGGUGAAUGUAACUGUGAAGGGACUGAAGAGAAAUAUGUGCCCAAGAACAAAACGAGGUGGCUCCGAUCAGUUAUUACUGUUGCAAACGAAGGGGAUGAAUCUAGGCAAUUGUCUGGAAAUGAAACCAAAGAGGAAGUUGUAGAUGAUCUUGACUACCCUUGUAGAAGUAAUGAUAGUAACGAUGGGGGCUCAAAGAGGGAGUUGGAUCAUCAUCAUACACAUCGUGUACCCGAAGAGGAAUUGAGGGCCAAGGAUGAUACAGUAGAUAUGAAUGGUGAUGUUAACUUGACAGAACCCAAACUUAAUGAUACGAGCACCCUUGAAGUUUGUGCUGGGACAAGUGGAUCUAUAAAGGAGGAAACAAAUGGUGUUUCUGGUGCUCUGAAUGAUGUUGAUUUGGAGUUAAUUCUUAGACAAAGAGCUUUGGAAAACUUAAGAAAGUUCCUAGGUAAAGUCCAGUCUCACGCAAAAGCUUCUGAACAGAAAAAUAAAAUUGUCAGCCAAGUGAAGCAACCAAUCACCGACAAAGAAGAACUUGUUCAAGAUAAACCUAAUAUCCAUAAUGUUGCUAUAGCGACAAAAUUUGGUAAGCAAACACCUGUAGAAGAAACUAGUUUGCAUGUUGGGAGGAGAAAUUUAGUUACUUAUCCAAAAAACAAUGGAAGGAAUUUGAAUGUGGAUAAAGAAAUGUCUGGUUCUGCCAAGACUCAAAUGGCUAGUGCACCAGGAAAAGUGGUUGAUGCAGACAGCCAUAGCGAAGUAGUAGUCACCGAAUCCAAUAAUAACAAGACGGGCAAUUUGGAAUUGACCCCAUCAGAAUCUUGCCAUGAUUCACUCCAAAGUCGCUCAUCUCUGAAGCAAACGACUGUGUCUGGACUUCCUCGUGAAAAGUUGGUUUUGGCUGAAAGUAUUAAAAAUGCGGAUACUUUUGAAGCUGCUCGUAUCACAAGUCACUGUAGGAGUGAUAGUCUCAAUGACAUUAGAGGCGUUCCUUCUACUGGUCCUAAACUUUCUAUUCUUGAACCUAAAUUUAAGCAUAACAACUUGGAUAAGGGGAAAGAUGUUGCCAAUGAUCAUUCUCAGUUUAAAUCUAAGCAAACAUCUAAUUCCUGCGAACCUUCUAAUGCGAAGUUGCCGGUGAGCGAGGCUGAUGAAGAAAAGAAUGCGACUAAGACAACACAAUCUUCAAUCCAGAAUAUUGAUGGCAGUGCCAGAGACAUUGUCGAGUCAUGCAAUAUUGCUACCCUUGAAUCUGUAGAAAACAAUUCAGGCAAACUACAAGAUGGAUCCAACCAGGGCUCUCAGUUUGAGCAGAAAACAAUGACUGUGAUGCGGGGUGGUGAAUUGGUGCAGGUUAGCUACAAGGUCUAUAUCCCUAAGAAAACCCCUGCCUUGGCUAGAAGGAAACUUAAGCGAUGA
Messenger RNA from Vicia faba (fava bean), 2013 nucleotides. The record is from the annotation of a GenBank genome assembly. NCBI's taxonomy places the organism in Eukaryota, Viridiplantae, Streptophyta, Magnoliopsida, Fabales, Fabaceae.